Nyctereutes procyonoides (raccoon dog) is the source of this 3644-nucleotide messenger RNA. It is a transcript of the gene METTL2A, whose product is annotated as methyltransferase 2A, methylcytidine. Bases 9 to 1031 code for a protein of 340 amino acids. Gene Ontology annotation, molecular function: tRNA (cytidine-N3)-methyltransferase activity. The record is from RefSeq and is a predicted model, not a curated record. NCBI's taxonomy places the organism in Eukaryota, Metazoa, Chordata, Mammalia, Carnivora, Canidae. The transcript has 8 exons.
CCGGUGUCAUGGCUGACCCUUAUCCUGAGUGCGAGCUGGCUGCGGUCGGUGAGAAGAGGCAGCAGUUUGGGAGCAGAUUUCUGAGCGAUCCGGCGCGCGUCUUCCACCAUAAUGCCUGGGACAAUGUGGAGUGGUCGGAAGAGCAGGCCGCCGCGGCGGAGAGGAAAGUCCGGGAGAACAGUACCCAGCGGGUGUGCCAGGAGAAGCAAGUUGAUUAUGAGGUCAAUGCCCACAAAUAUUGGAAUGAAUUCUACAAAAUCCACGAAAAUGGAUUUUUCAAAGAUAGACAUUGGCUUUUCACUGAAUUCCCAGAGUUGGCACCCAGCCAAAACCAAAAUCACUUGAAUGAUUUGCUCCCAGAGAACAAGAGGAGUAAAGUACCUGAAUGUAGAAGCAAUGAGGAUGGACCUGGCUUACAAAUAGAAGAACACAAGUGUUCUUCGAAUAGCCUUGGACAUAAAAUGCAGAUGCCUCCUGUGGAAGAAAACGUAACUCAGAAACUCAGUCACCUGGAAAUCUGUGUGGAUGAGUUCCCUGGGUCCUCAGCUACCUACAGAAUACUUGAGGUUGGUUGUGGUGUGGGAAACACAGUCUUUCCGAUUUUACAAACUAACAAUGACCCAGGACUCUUUGUUUACUGUUGUGAUUUUUCUUCCACGGCUGUGGAACUGGUCCAGACAAAUUCAGCAUAUGAUCCUUGUCGGUGCUUUGCCUUUGUUCACGAUCUAUGUGACGAAGAUAAGAGUUACCCAGUGCCCAGGGAUAGCCUUGAUAUCAUCAUCCUUAUAUUUGUUCUUUCAGCGGUUGUUCCAGACAAGAUGCAGAAGGCUAUCAACAGGCUGAGCAGACUUCUGAAACCAGGAGGGUUGAUGCUUCUGCGAGAUUAUGGCCGCUAUGACAUGGCUCAGCUUCGGUUUAAAAAAGGCUUCAUCCUCGGAGCAAGCUUGGGAGGAGAACAGGUGUUAGCUGUCAGCUUGAUAUAUGAGGAAAUUGAAGUAACUUUCCUAAAGUCUUCGGCUAAUAAAUGUUAAAGCAGAGCCUAAAACUGGAAGCCUCACCAAGAUACCUGCAAACCCCUGAGAACAAGACUUGGAAGACUCAACAAGUGUAGGAUGAGAUCAGCCACCUACAAAGAAGCAGGGUUGGCUAAAAAUGGGCGAUCCAAAUGUCUAAGAAAAUGUAAGCCUCUACAUUGCUUGUGGUUUCAGAAGAGCUGUCAUCUGCCCACCCAGCAUCUAAGAGAGGAGUCUAAAAAGAAGGGCUCUGGUGUAAUUCCACAACAGGGACAGACCAACACCCUGGCUUUUUAGAAGACAGUGUCCUGUUUCGAGGAAUUGGAAACAGCAGCUGAACGUAGCUUGACACAGUGGAGCCAGUAAGAUUAGCCCAGUCAUCCCCCUGGCCUGCGGAGGAACCUCCUGGUGUGGUUUGCCUUCCUGAGUAGCUUUUCUGUGAGCAGAGUCAGCUGGUCAAAUGUCGCUGCUUGGCAGUCUUGUUCUUUUAAAGGGAGUGAGUUGACAUCAUGGGUGUGUACCAUUCUCUCAGCAUUUUCAUUACAUUCUUCCUGAGUUAGAUUAAAUCCGAAGCAAGGGACCUGAAGAACUGAGAACCGGGUUCUGAGUGAUGUGACUUCGAUAAGAGUCUUACCUAAAUAACCAAACAACUGCCCAUGCGUGGUAAGCCGUCACAGGAAGUGCAAAGCAGCUGCCAGCUAGGGAAGGCAGGGAAUGCAAUAAAUAUGGGGUCAUGAAACGAGACCCCAGAAGGGGGUGGAGGAAAGUUAGAGUUAACUGAACCAAACUAGAAAAGUAGGUGGAACCUGGGACAGGCCAGGAGGGGCAGAAGGGAGCCCUUGCCCCCACCCCAUACAGUGGAGACCCCAGUGCAGCAGGGGGGCCAACUGCACUGGCUUUGGAGAAUCCGGGCCCCCUGCCUCUGAGCUGGCUGGGGACCUCAUACCUCUUCUGCACUUUCUCCUCCUCAUCUGUACGGUGGGCCUCCCUCAAGGUGGAAGGGAUUAAAUGUGAUAAUGAACAUGCUCUCAUUCUAGUGCCUGCCCUAUAAAUGCUCAAUAAGUGCUUUUUGUCAUAAUCCCUAUCCUUUGGGAUUAGACAUUAAACACAGACUCAAAACUGUUUAAACACACUACAGCAUUAAGUACCCUGCUGCACCAGAACCUUGCUGCAAUUGUGGUCUGCCUGUAUGCUCUGCUCUAUGGCUGGCACCGUUCUCACUAGCACCAGAGAGCCCAGAAACAAAGUUGGCCUGCAAGUUCUGGGCCCGGGGCAUUUUCAUUUACUGUUUCCUCUUCCUGGAAGGCUCUUGCCCUAGACAGUGACAGGGUUUGCACGUUCAUUUCAUUUAGGCAUCUGCUCAGAUGGCACAUUAUCAGAGAAAAGCUGUGCUUGACCUACCUCUCUAUAGAAAGUAGCAUCUCUACUGCCACCAGGGCCUAGUGCUCUAUUCAUGUUUCCUGCCUGCUUUCUCCCCACACACUCAUUACCCUUGACAUUCAAUCACGAGUUUAUUGUUUCUCCAAGUGGCAUGCACAUGAGAGCAAGCAUUUGAUUUGGGGCUGUGCUCUUCUUUUUAACAUGCCCUCCUCACUUCCUUCUACUCAAAAGCCUAGAAUGGUUGUCCCGUGAAAGAGGUAGGAGGCUCUUCUCAUUCUAUCACCUAAAGGCAGAUACUUGCCAGUUCCAUAUUGUUAUCAUGUAUACACAGAAGAUAGGACACACUUCAUGUGAUGUAAAAAUCUGUGGCCAUGCCAGUUAGGUAGCUGAUGGACAGCAUUCCGAGGAGAAGGAUGGUAAGUGCAAAGGCUCUGAGGUGGGAGCAGACAGCAAGGCUGGAGUAGAGGAGCUGGGGGCUGAAGUAGAAGUUAAUUCCAAGGUUUCUGGUCUAGAUGGUGAAAGAAUAGAAUUGAUGUUUGCUAAAAUGAGUCAGCUCGGGGGAAGAGCAGGUUUUGGGUAUGUGAAGUUUUCAGAUGCUUGCAGUUUGAAAGUAUCUGCCACAAAUCCAGUGGCAUACCAAGUGCUUUACAUACAUUAUGCCCAUUGCACAGGUAGGAAAAUUGAGGCACCAGAACUUGCAUCUCAGAACAUGUAUAUAGAAGGGCUAGGCUUUGAACCCUGGCUGUCCUCCAAAGGCCUGUCACUCUGAGAAGUGCUGGUCAUUAAAGGAAGAGCUAAGAGAGGAGACUUGCCUCAUUUUGGAAAAAUCAAUAAUAAUUUGGGUAUGGUGAACUCACAAAGGUCUUUCUGGAUCUGGAAUGGUAACUUUAUGGAAAUUAAAAGGGAGCCUGAUAUCACAGGACUUUUGGGCCUGCAAUCCCUUUGGCCUCAGCAAGGUUGCUGGCAAAUCCAUUUCCACGUCCAUCAGGCCAUCAUCACAUGAUGCCAAAACAAUGGAAUGAAAUGUGGAAAAUCUGUUUGAGGUUAUUAUCCUGGGUUAUACUCCAAGUUUUCAUAUUUUCUAAGAUUUGCAUACUUAGAAAUCAUUCACAAAAAUUAGCAUAAAACAGACAAACCUUUCAAGGCCUUGAUACGCAGUAUGGUCUGCAGACCAGCAGCAAGAGCAUCACCUGGGAGCUGCCGGAAAUGCAGAGCCUCAGGUUCCAUUCCAGACUUUUCUUUUUUUUUUUU